Messenger RNA from Drosophila serrata, 4101 nucleotides. It is a transcript of the gene Ncoa6, whose product is annotated as Nuclear receptor coactivator 6. The record is from RefSeq and is a predicted model, not a curated record. NCBI's taxonomy places the organism in Eukaryota, Metazoa, Arthropoda, Insecta, Diptera, Drosophilidae.
AAUGCGAGAAUUGAGCAGCGUUCUACCAAUUAAAUCUACGACGCGUGCGAUUGUCGUGUGAUGAUAUGCCACUUAAACAGCAGCUUGAACCGUCACUGGUGCGGAUAUUGGUGUCGCUCCCCUGGGAUGCAGCGCAACGGCUGCGCCAACUGGCCGCCGAGGGCAAUCCCGAGCUGCGCGCCCUCAACAUUCAGUCCGUGCAGUUCGAGGGCGAUUCUGUGAUAACUUUGAAAGUUGGAGGACAAGAUAUUAGCCUGCCCUCAGAUAAUGUAAACGAGACACUUGAGGCGGCUGGCUCGUCUUCCGGCAACAAGAGUAGUCUGGUGGCUCUGACCUCGGGUUUCGAUGGCCGCACCAGCAAGGCGGCCUCCGCCUACAUGCAACAACAGCAGCAGCGCGGAUUGUGCAACUGCCGCAGAAUGUUUCCAACGAUGCAAUCUCACUCCCAGCAAAGGAGAGCGGCUCUGCAAAAGAUGCCUCCGCAACAACAGCAGCAGCUCCAGCUUCAGCAGCAGCAGCAGGUUCCGGGAGCUCAGCAAACGCCGCCGGUGUUCAAAUCCCCCAACACGGUGUGCCCGAUGGAGGGGAAGGUGCCGUUGCUGCUGCCCUCGCCUUCUGGAACGGCGGGUGUGCCGCGAGACUUUCCCUUUGAGAGCAUGCGGCAGGCGCGAGUUCUGCAAGGUCGGGAGGCGGGCGGCCUGGGUCCGCCACCGCCGCCCAACGUGACGCUAAAGGUGCUGAAGAAUUCGCCGCAGACGUCACAGAAUGGCGAACUUACACCGACAACGCCAACGACGACGACGUCGGCGACGGCGCCAGGCAGCAAAUCUCAAUUCAUCCAGCCACCACCGCCGCCAUAUCCGGGAUUGGGAGUUGCCACGGGGGCCGCUGCGAAUACCGCAGCUGCCAGCGGCAGUUCAUCCAUUGCCAUAGCGGGUGCAAGUGCCAAGCCUGCGAUUGUGCCCGUCUCCAGCCCCCUGCCCCAUCCUCAUCCCCCGCUGCCCACGGCCACGUCGACGGGCAGCAAUAACAUUGCCAUAUCGUCGCCGCUGCUGGUGAAUCUACUGCAGAACGACGGCAAUGCCAUGUCGGAACCGAACCAGCUCAAGUCUCCGCAGCAGCAACAGCAGCAGUCGCCGCUGAUCGGUAUGAGUCCGAGUGGAGCGCAGAUGAUGAACUCCCCGAUGCGUUCCUCCGGUCCGGCGACGCCCAGUGAUUUCCUCAUGGGCGAUGUGCUGAGUCCAGUGGUGCCUUCCUCCCCAACAACGCCUCAGGCGGCGGCGGCUCCUCCUUGCCCGCCGCCCGUAGUGAUGCGGAGUAUGCAGCAGCAACAGCAGCAGGCUAUGCUCAGUCGCGGCAAUGGCAAUCAUUUGUAUACUCAGCAGCAGCAACCGCAGCAGCAGCAGGCUCCUCCCCCGCAUCGCUUUCAGCAGCAGCAAAUGUCUCCGCAGGCCGUGGCCUUGCGUCAGCAACAAUUGCAACGACAGCAGCAGCAACAACAACAGCAGCAGCUGCGAUUCAUGUCACCGCAGCAGCAACAGCAGCAGCAGCAAUUUCAGCCUGCGCCUGAUUGCUUCAAUAACAUGGGCAUGAGUCCCUUGCAACAGCAGCAGCAACAGCUGAGACAGCAACAACAGCAACUGCGGCCUGGCGGACUGCCUUUGGCGCCACCGCCACCUCAUCCGCAGCAGCAGCGCAUGAUGAGCCUGCAAAUGCCACAGGCCUCACCGCAGCAGCAGCAACAGUUUAUGAGCGGAGCAUCACCCCUGGGACCCGCACUUUCGCCCGCCUCCAGUCACCAUUCGAUGCACAGUCCGCUGAUGGCACAGCAACAGCAAACGCAAAUGAUGUCGCCUGCCCCUGCGCCGGGAUCAUCCGCACCCAGCGAGCUUACCGCUCACCAUGUACCUGCAGCGCCGCCGCCGGACUACAACCAGGCGGCAGCCAACUCGCGCUGGCCACUCGCCGGUAUCAAUAAGCCUAUGGAUUCGGCCAAAAGCAGUUUCCAGGAGUUCACGCGCUACCAGAUGCAGUACAAUCUUCAGCAGCAGCAGCAGCAAGUCAACCUGCCGGGUCAACAACAACAGCAGCAGCAGCCACAGGCGCAGCAACAACUGCCGCCUCCGCCGCAGCCGACGCAGCAGCAGCAACUGCCAAUGCAGGGACAACAACAGCAACAGACUACGGGCCAGGCUCAGGGUCUGGAUUCUCUGAUAUCGCUGUCCGUGCUGGAUGCCCUCACUACCAACGACCUGGACGCCCUGUUGCCUACUCUCAACUGUGAUCUGGACUCGACGCUCAGUCUUGAAGAUAAAAACGAGCUCGAAUCGCUCCUGCAGGAUGCAAAGGACCUGGACCUGGAUCUGAUCGAGGACAAUCUAUCGGCGGUGGGCAUGGAUGUGGGUGACGCACUCAGCACGCUGCAGGAAGCGCCAAUGGAACAACAGCAGCAGCAGCAAACGGUGAUGCAGACACAACAAAUGCUGCAAAUGCCUUUCCAACAGCAACAACAGCAGCAGCAACAACAGAUGCAGCAGCAAAUGAUAAUGCAACAGCAACAGCAGCAGAGACAGCAACUGCAAAUUCCUGCUCAGUUGCAGCAGCGCCAAAACCAGCAGCAAAUGCAGAGGCAGAUGCAACUACAACAGCAGCAGCAGCAACAACAACAACAGCUACAGAUGGUGCAACGCCAACAGCAGCAGCAGUUGCAAGUGCAACACCAGCAAAGGCCGCCCCAAAAGCAAUUCAUUAUAAAUCCACACACCGGCGACAUGGAGCCCAUGGCUAGCGAUGACAGUGACACCGAGGCCGAACAGGAAACAGCACAGAUGCCAUUCCGCACCAGCGGCGGCAUGUCCAGCAGUGGCCUGGGCAACUUUAACUUUAAUCCGGCCAACGACAUGUCCCUGCCCAACAAUCUCUUCUCCGAGGAGGACUCGAAUUCGGCGCAGCAGCUGCCGAUGGGCAUUAGCAGCGACCAGGAGAGGUCACGGGACUCCUUGGCCUCCAAUAAAUCAGCAGCGUCGAGCAGGGCCAGAAAGACGCCUGUCUCGAAGGCAAACCACGCCAACUUGCUUGCCGGAGAGAAUUCGCCACGUUCUAGCAACAGUUCUCCGCUGAUUGGCUUAAACUCGCCCCAAUCGAUGACCAGCGGCAAUGCAGGAGCUGCCGGAGGAGCAGCAAAUAAGAAGGCCAAGCCAAAUCUUCUGGAGAAGCUACAACAAGGGGUCAAGGAGCGUAAGGCCAAGGAUCCUGCGACGCCGAAGCCGAAGCGAGAGCGUGCGAAGGGUAAUGCCAAGACGAAGGCGGCCGGAAAGAUCAAGCUGCGACUGAAGCUGGACAAGGUGGACACGGUGCCGGCAGCGGGGGCGGGAUACGAAGGGCAGAUUAUAGUGAAUCAGCAACAGCAGCAGCAGUCACCCAUGGUUGCAAACAACCACAUGCAACAAUUGCCACUGCAGACACAACUUCUCACGUUGCCCACGCAGCAGCAGCAGCCACUGACACAACAAGCUCAGAUUCAGCAGCAGGUGCAGCAACCAACUCAGAUUCAGCAACAGCAACAAGCAACAAAACAGCAGUCUGUUCAGCACAAACAACAUCAUUCGGUCUAUACGAACUUCCAACAACAGCAGCAAGCACAGCCUGUUCCUGGUCUCAACGAGCCGCGUGUGCCGCUACAGAUCCGAUUGCGUGGCAAGAACCAUGUUGUCGUCAAGAACACGCGGAAGGAUCGAAAGAAGAGUGGACAGAACCAGGAGGCAGCCAUCGGGGAUGACCGUCAGUUGAAACGCAGCUACAGUGAUCAGCCGCCGCAGCAACUGCUUCUGGGCGGUGAUAACAAGCAAGCCAAGCUAACGCCGCCGCCGCAUGUCAACGGAUUGCCUAUUCUGAUACAGAAGACGACGGCAACAGUGGCACCGCAAGCGAUGACGGGAGCAGCUACCACCACCAAGACCACCACAAUUGUGGCGGGCAAAAACGGACUGACGAUCAGUGCGAUUGUGGAGGCGGCGCACAAGGCGCAGGCUCAGGCCCAGGCCCAGGCCCAACAAUCUCUCACUGAUCCUCAGCUAAUUGUAGGCUCCACGAAUACGGGGA